Molecule: messenger RNA, 769 nt
Organism: Hibiscus syriacus
Lineage: Eukaryota; Viridiplantae; Streptophyta; Magnoliopsida; Malvales; Malvaceae
Product: 40S ribosomal protein S14-like
Exons: 6
Coding region: 141-593 (150 amino acids)
Biological process (GO): ribosomal small subunit assembly; maturation of SSU-rRNA from tricistronic rRNA transcript (SSU-rRNA, 5.8S rRNA, LSU-rRNA); translation
Cellular component (GO): cytosolic small ribosomal subunit; ribosome
Molecular function (GO): mRNA 5'-UTR binding; structural constituent of ribosome; small ribosomal subunit rRNA binding
Source: RefSeq, a predicted model, not a curated record
ACUCUCUAGGAUGUCAAAACCCUAACUAUAAAACAGUUUUAACUGAGUUUUCGCAGCAUCUCUUCCAAAGCUGAAUCUGUCAUCUGCAAAACCGCUCUCAAAAGCCCCAAUUUGACAUCUCUUGCAUUUUGCCCGAAGCUAUGUCGAGGAGAAAGGUUAGGGAGCCCAAGGAAGAGAAUACUACCCUUGGACCUGCUGUCCGAGAAGGCGAGUAUGUUUUUGGAGUGGCACACAUUUUUGCUUCUUUUAAUGACACAUUUAUACAUGUGACAGAUUUGUCUGGAAGGGAAACAAUGGUUCGCAUAACCGGUGGGAUGAAGGUGAAAGCUGACAGGGACGAGUCUUCACCUUAUGCAGCCAUGCUUGCAGCACAAGAUGUUUCUCAACGCUGCAAGGAGUUGGGUAUUACAGCCCUUCAUAUAAAGCUCCGUGCUACUGGAGGUAACAAGACCAAGACACCAGGUCCUGGUGCCCAGUCAGCACUUAGAGCCCUUGCUCGUUCAGGCAUGAAAAUAGGGCGCAUAGAGGAUGUUACUCCCAUUCCCACUGACAGUACCCGCAGAAAGGGUGGCAGACGUGGAAGAAGGCUGUGAUCUUUCGCUUCGUAUCUAUUUCCUGUUCUUUUGACGCUAGGAGUUCUCUUUUGUUUUUGAAACAUUUUUCUGAUAAGAUUCGGGUUUGCGUUGCCCCGUUCUGUUGUUUCACAUUUAUAGUUCCUGAAUGGAUUUUGAUCUUGAGUCUUAAUUUAGACAAAAUGGUUGUGGAACUC